AUGCACUUGAUGCCAGCCACGUUGUCUUUGAUAUCGAGACGGGAUAGCGGUACGCCGGUCGAACUUCGUCACAAGCGACGACCAACGCUCGCCACGCUUGGCCAAGCAGCAACAGCACAGGUCUAUGGAAUUCACGCUCAAACACUAUAUAACCACAGGCACUGCAGGACGAUGUCGACCGGUUCUAACGCUCCUGUGAAAAAGUCACAUCCUUUCAAUAUUUCGGGCGUGGUCGAAGUAUCAGAGAUACUUGCUCCAUUAAACGGUCAGAAAUUUACGUACCGGAACGCCACAGUCUCGAUAACUUGCAACGGGCUCAACGACAACAAUGAGCGAGAAUAUGACGGUAUCCUCACCGGCUACUCGACCGCCGAGCACGAGGUUUUAGAUGAACACUGCUAUUCGAUCAAGGGUAGGAUGCUGCCAUCGUCUGAGACCGCCGACUUCCAAAUCUAUUUCGACCCAGUGCACAAGAUUGACGUCGGCGACAGCGAUACCUUUGCUGGGACACUGCACAACAAUACCGCAGCAAGCGGCUUCGGUAUCGUUGGUGCUAAGGCUGAGAUACCAGAUGUGGAGUCGGACUCUGCGGUGUUGGUUUUCGUCAUGAAGCACACUGAUUAUCGCCCUGAAAACAAAUCCACAGUCAAAUUUGAGGUCGAAUACCGGAUGAGACCGACCCCGAACUUAAAAAAAACCCAGGGUUUGGUUCAAGAGGGUAAAGAGACUUUGGUCCACGGGUACAUUGUGGAUUGGAGCGAAGAGCAUCAUCGUUGGAUUGUUGACCAGGUUACUGGCCUUAAUGUUGGGAGCGGCCAUCAAGUUGUGUCGAAAAAGAAAGUCGGCACCGGAAGCCAAGUCACGGCGACGGGACGUGUUAAGCCAGCCAAUCCGAUAAAGCCAGUUCCAGCAACCCCUAAGAAACGGGCUGCUCCAGCCACCAAAGCCAAAGCUCGGGCGGCCAACCAAGCGAAGGCCAAGCCGGAUAUUGAUCAAGGCAAGGAAGCUGAACUCAAGCAGGAAGAGCUCCCUUUGCCACAGCCGAAGAAACAUGCUGCAGCCGUCAAUAAGGGUAAGGCACGCGCUGCACCGCAGGUUGAGCUGGACGACGAGGUCGGCGAGGAUUUUUUUGAUGACGAUCUCGGCGACGACAUCGAACCUCCGCAACAGGGUUCGAGUACUGGACUGGGUACCAAGGCUGGGAGGCAACCCAAGCGGGCACGGGCCUCUUGA
Messenger RNA from Melampsora larici-populina 98AG31, 1233 nucleotides. RefSeq lists its product as uncharacterized. The record is from RefSeq and is a predicted model, not a curated record. Lineage: Eukaryota; Fungi; Basidiomycota; Pucciniomycetes; Pucciniales; Melampsoraceae. The transcript has 6 exons. The coding region runs from base 1 to 1233 and encodes 410 amino acids.